AUGUUGUCGAGGUUGAUGUCCAACACAUGGUGUGCGCCCUUGAAGCAUGCGCAACGAUUGUUUUCCACGACUACUACAAUGCAAGCUACGUUAAACCAGAUCAAAAGAGGGUCGGGUCCUCCAAGACGCAAGAAGGUGACUACCGCCCCGCAGCUAGACCAAUGUCCCCAGCGAAAAGGUGUAGUGUUACGUGUAAUGGUUUUAAAGCCGAAGAAACCAAAUUCUGCUCAGAGAAAGGCGUGCAGAGUCCGCCUGACUAAUGGAAACGUGGUGUCGGCGUAUAUUCCGGGGGAGGGCCACGAUGCUCAGGAGCAUUCGAUUGUGUACGUGAGGGGUGGACGUUGCCAGGACCUGCCUGGUGUGAAGUAUCAUGUUAUUAGAGGCACUGGUGACCUGAGCGGCGUGGUGAAUAGGAUUUCGUCCAGGUCGAAAUACGGAGCCAAGAAACCAACCAAGUCGUAA
Messenger RNA from Saccharomyces kudriavzevii IFO 1802, 462 nucleotides. It is a transcript of the gene MRPS12, whose product is annotated as mitochondrial 37S ribosomal protein uS12m. The coding region runs from base 1 to 462 and encodes 153 amino acids. Gene Ontology annotation, biological process: translation. Gene Ontology annotation, cellular component: ribosome; small ribosomal subunit. The transcript has a single exon. The record is from RefSeq and is a predicted model, not a curated record. Lineage: Eukaryota; Fungi; Ascomycota; Saccharomycetes; Saccharomycetales; Saccharomycetaceae. Gene Ontology annotation, molecular function: structural constituent of ribosome.